AUGUCUACAUUUCAUCUCUUCCCUCUGUUGCCAGCAGAAAUCCGGUCGGCGAUAUACAAUCUGGCCACACCGCCUAGGGUCGUUUUUGUCCAUCAACAAGUCGAAAGCUUUGAAGACUUCAAAGCGAGGUUACCGCACAUCACAAUCGCUGAGCGUAAUCUGCGCCCGGAUGUCGAUUAUGCUUCAUUCUAUGAUCUCCUUCGCCAGGCAUCGGCCACUCUUAUUCAUCAAAGGCGUAAACUGUUCAAGCAGACCAAGCUCGAGGCAUAUGGAUUCACCAGCAACAAGAAGGCGGGCUUCUCUUGGGAGUUCGAGUCCAUGAUGCCGCUUGAUACUCUCAUGAAUUACCCCACAUUGGCUUUCCCUAUGUAUCGAAAGGUUGCCAUCUCCUGCCAAGCUGCUAUUCCACCGCUUCUCCAUACUUGCUCCGAGUCGCGUUCCUUGCUCAUCAGCUACGGAUACCAGCUUGCGUUUCCUUCUACUGCCCAAGAUCCACGGGUGUGGUUUAAUUUUGGCCAAGAUAUACUGCUAUUGGAUGACGACUUUGACUGCAGUGAUGACGAUCUGCCUCGAGAUGUCGAUCGACUCCAACGAUUAGCAUUGACCAAUCAUACCCACUUCAGUCGUAUGUUUCUUGGCCACAAGCUCUGCCCAAAGCUAAAAGAACUUAUACUUGUUGAGUGGGAUGGUGACGAAUCCGAACAAGCUCUACGCCAGUCAGUUGUUGAUCCAACCCUGCUUCGCCCUGUUCCAAACAUCCAACAAGCUUAUCAUAAAGGAGAGCAACUGUGCAUACUACCGGUCGAAGAAGUUGAUGCAUUAUGGACCACACUGGAGUUGGGUGUAUUUGGAGUCGUGGAGGAUUGGCAUCCUGCUAUUAGAGAAAAUGCAUGGGAUCUCAAACAGCAUAAGCGUGAUAAUGGAUUCCAUAUCCCGUUUAUUAAAGAAAAAUUACGUCAAAUGAAAGAAGAAUAUGUGCAGCGGAGACAAAGCAUCGAAUAUUAUAACAAGGAAUUCUACAAGCCUUACCAGAAGUUCCCGGCUAAAGAGGAGGAGUAUCCGCCAUGGAGUAUACAUCAGUUGAGUUUUGCGCAUAUUUGCACACCCCACACUGCGAAGAGGAUAAUGGCAACCCGCUUGACUUUCAUGGAGCAGUUUACUAAGCUCAGGGCGGAGGCACUGCAUGCAAAUGAUGAGUUUGAGCUCCCAUGGAUCAAGCAGCAUCGGUUACCGCCUCCUUUUGUCCUGCAGAAAUGUAGUAAUUGGCCCGCUGUCAAUGAAUCACUACACAGUACAGAGCUGGAAUGGUGGAUAAAGAACGGACUACCCAUAUUUGACAAUUCUUUGCCAGUCUAG
Trichoderma breve is the source of this 1356-nucleotide messenger RNA. RefSeq lists its product as uncharacterized. The transcript is spliced from 2 exons. Lineage: Eukaryota; Fungi; Ascomycota; Sordariomycetes; Hypocreales; Hypocreaceae. The record is from RefSeq and is a predicted model, not a curated record. Bases 1 to 1356 code for a protein of 451 amino acids.